AUGGUUAUCGGUAAAGAGAGCUUAGGCCGUGUGCAAACACGAUCAGAUUUCAUCGAAUUAGUAUGUGAUCUUGGUCACCUGAAGAUCGUAUGCGCACGCACCAUCAGAAAUCGCGUGAUAAGGAGUCUUGAGGAGCCAGAAAGCUCCUAG
Messenger RNA from Sclerotinia sclerotiorum 1980 UF-70, 150 nucleotides. RefSeq lists its product with no specific name. NCBI's taxonomy places the organism in Eukaryota, Fungi, Ascomycota, Leotiomycetes, Helotiales, Sclerotiniaceae. The transcript is spliced from 2 exons. The coding region runs from base 1 to 150 and encodes 49 amino acids. The record is from RefSeq and is a predicted model, not a curated record.